AGUCCCGGCACAACUGUCGUGCGCGCAACAUGUUUGGAGGAUCGUUCCCGAGUCCAGUUGUUGUUCAUGUUGGGAAUCGAAUUAACGAAAAAUCGUGAAAGAAACUAGUGCUCAAGGCAUUUCGAAUUAUCUGAAUUUUUGUUGCGCAAGAUAGAUCGGUGUAAGGUUUCAGACAUUAGUAUCAAAAUUGACAUACCGAUAAAACAAGAUCAAGGAAACUCUUUCCCGUGAAAAGAAAUUCUUUUCUUCUGAAACUUACAAGCGCACGAUGCUUGCGAUAAAUAAUUAAGAGUUUUUCAGAUUAAAAUUGAAUUUGAUUUUUAUAACAGCUAAAAAAAUGAUAGUGAUAAAUUAAAUUUCAGUGUUGCGUGUAUAAAUAUAUUUAAUUAGAUAGAAGCAGAAAGAGAGAGAGAGAGAGAGAGAGAGAGAAGGAAACAGACAAAUUAAUGGCUUUAAUAUUGACAGUGAAACAGACGACAGGAUUUGUUUAAAUGAUCGUAUGAAGAAUCAGGAAACAAAAAAGGAAGAUGUUGCUACUCAGAGUGAUCGUGACGUUGAUCGCGUGCUGGAUCGUCAAGUGCGAUCUGAUGGAUCUCUACGUCCAGCACAUGGACGAGACCAUGAGGACGAAGUUGUAUAAUAACAAGCGGCAUCGCAUGUUUCCCAUUUCCCGAAGGAUAAGGAGGAGCCUCAAAUACGACAAAUUGCUGUUGGAUGAUUUGAUGAAGCAAUUGGACAUGGAUGAGAGGUGGCAAUGGAAAGCCAAGAAGAAGAUCUCUUACCAAAAUGACGCUUUAGACUAUCCGAAUAAGCGAGAGGAGAAUUCUGAUCCUGAUCAACACGAAAUGCUCUCGACUACAACACAGGAUUUGAAAUAUCCUGAUGAAACAACGAUCAUUGCCGAAGCUGAAAAUUCGCAAGCGCUGAUCGAAAUCGACACUACAAAAUCGAUAUCUGAUAUCGUUAAAGACGAAACAGAAUCGAAUAAUUCUUCGCAUUAUGUGACGAUCGAAGGACAAGAAGAAGCGUUGAAGGGGGAAUUUCCCUUUUGGAGAAUCAUUCUGGAGAAUCAGACUAAUGUCGAAGACAUCCUUGACAAACCUCUAGAACCUGUAGAAGAGAUUCCAUUGGAAGAAUGGAAGGAUUUCGAAGAGACGGAGGACGAGGAGAAUUCUCAGUUCGAAAUCAUCAGCGAGAACGAGCAAAUCAAAGCGAAGCCGAGGAUACCAAGGAAGAGAAGAAUGCCGAAACUAUGGGAUAAAAUGUCAAAGACGUAUAAGUACGCUUCUGCCGUAAAAAUGGAUCUCAUCAAGAACAAGACGAGGACAAAGAUAAGAAUGAGAUCUAGAAGAAGCGCGAAAAAAGGUGGAGUUAAUCGAGGAAUAUUUAAUGCCAAGAUGCCAAAGUUCACUAGGUACGAGAAGCUCGACGAGGACGGUGACGUAAUCCUCGAGUGGGAUCCUUCGGACGAGGAGGAAGUGACAUUCAGGGUCACCGCUAAGAUCCUGGGCUACGUCGGCAUCGGUUUCAACGAAAAAGGCCACAUGAUGGGUGCCGAUAUCUUACUCGCUUGGGUGGACGAUCACACUGGCGUUGUCAAUCUACUGGACUCGCACGGUAUCGAGAUGAAGGCCGCACCAGUUGCCGACACGUCUCAGGACGUCCGAGUACUUGGCGGUUCGCAAAACGAGACCCAUACCACGGUAACGUUUGCUAGGAAGUGGCAGACAUGUGACCCUCAGGAUCACCAGCUCACAGAGGACACCGUCAAAGUGCUGUGGGCUCUACAUCCGACCGAUCCAGAAUUAAACACGGCACUAUGGCACGAGAAUAGACGAGGCGCGAAGGCCCUGAGGCUAAAGACAGCUGCGGCACAUUCGCCACCGCGUGAAACUCGGAAUAUACGACACUGGGACGUAAAACUUAACCAGUUUGAGGUGGACGACACGGACACAGUUUACUGGUGCAAGAUCUUCAAGGCCUCCUGGCUGAGAGAGAAACACCACAUGAUAGGGUAUACACCGCUCGUGGAGAAGGCUAACGAGGAUCUGGUCCAUCACGUGAUCCUAUACGAGUGCGCAUCGACGUCGCCGAUCCUCGGUGAGCAUGCCAGGAUCGCGGGUGCCCGCUGCUACAGCCCGACGAUGCCUCGAGCUUGGGAAUCGUGUCUGCAGCCCAUCCUCGCUUGGGCUCGUGGUAGUAAAGGAGAGUGGAUGCCGGAACACGUCGGUAUACCUAUAGCGGAACACGGUGAGAGCUCGUAUUACAUGCUGGAAGUGCACUAUAAUAAUCCGAGUAUGAAGAGAGUGAUUGACAGCAGCGGCGUACGACUCUACUUGACUCCGAAACUUCGUCCUCAGGAAGCGGGCAUUCUUGUGGCCGGCGUGGCGGUCAGUCCUCUUCAUUUAGUGCCUCCGAAGCAGAAGGAAUACGCCACCGCAGGAUACUGCACUCCGCACUGCACAAACAUGAUGUUUCCCGAGGAUGGUAUCAAUAUUGUAUCGGUUGUCCUGCAUUCACAUUUAGCUGGACGUCGUCUCAGCUUGAAGCACAUUCGACGUGGUAAAGAAUUACCAAGGAUCGUCCAGGACAAUCACUUUGAUUUCGAUUACCAGCAAUCCCAUACGCUGGAGAAGGAAGUGAAGGUGUUACCUGGGGACGAGCUCGUCGCGGAAUGCGUUUACGGCACUUUGAACAGGACGAAACCGACUCUAGGCGGCUACGCGGCUACCCAGGAGAUGUGUCUGGCGUUCGUCCUGCAUUAUCCCAGGACACCGCUCGCCGGCUGCUACAGCGUGACGCCCGUCAGGGAUCUUUUCAAGACUCUCGGCGUGCACAGCUUUCGGGGGAUGACGAUGGAAUACUUGGAGAAGCUGUUCCUAAUAAAUGGAACUGAUUUGACUCUGCCUUCAACCAAUCAGCAACAGCUUUUCGCUUAUCCGGCCGCAAGACCGACAGACGAGUCUGCAUUAAGAGCGAUGAAAGAUUACACGGAAGAGAGCGAAGAUGAUAACAUCUUUUCACGACUCAUUAUCGAGGAGCCCGAAGAAUUCCGAGGUCGCACUAUGGCUGAGCAUAUGCUGGCUUUGCCAUGGACGGAAGAAUUGCUCGCAAGAUCAAUAGAAAAUAAUCUUUAUCACGGCAGGCAUAUGACAUUCUGCAGAAAAAGAGACGAUCAAUUGGCAUUGCCGGCAGAUAUUCAAAACUUUCCGAAUUACACGGCACUACCGGAAAUGAAUGACACGACUUGUAGCGAAUUCAAGAAUACGUCUGGAUCCUCUGGAAUUUUUUAUAUACCCGUGAUAAACCUGGUCACUAUCAUCGUCGUAUCGAUCGUUAUGUUGUAAGAUAUCCGAGCAAAUAGUCAACUACAAUCAACGAUAAGCGUUGCGAGACGAAUGCGAUUCUCACUAUCGAGUAUGCGCGAGUAUGAUGCGAAAGGCUUUUUACGCCACGAACGUUUCCUGUACAUUUCCGAAUUUACGAAACGAUCCCGGUUAAUUUAUUAAUUUAAGCGAUCUUACUUUGCACAACGAGUGAUUUCCUCGAACGGUUUCCGACCACUCGAAACAGAUCGGCAAGUUCCUAAAGUACUAGGUCGCUGAUCAAUUCCUCUUUCUAAGGGGAUGAUUUUUUCAAAGGUUUUCGUCGAUCUAGCGCACCCUAUAAACAUAUAUAUAUAUAUAUAUAUAUAUAUAUAUAUAUAUACAUAAAUGUAGAAAUAUAUAAUAUAAUAAAAUAUGUAAAUAUGAUUAUAUAUUAAUAAUGUAUUUAUAAGACAUACAUAAGCUUCUCUUUUUG
Messenger RNA from Cataglyphis hispanica, 3801 nucleotides. RefSeq names its product MOXD1 homolog 1. The record is from RefSeq and is a predicted model, not a curated record. Gene Ontology annotation, molecular function: copper ion binding; dopamine beta-monooxygenase activity. The transcript has 10 exons. Gene Ontology annotation, biological process: norepinephrine biosynthetic process; octopamine biosynthetic process; dopamine catabolic process. NCBI's taxonomy places the organism in Eukaryota, Metazoa, Arthropoda, Insecta, Hymenoptera, Formicidae. The coding region runs from base 528 to 3347 and encodes 939 amino acids. Gene Ontology annotation, cellular component: secretory granule membrane.